This is a messenger RNA of Populus euphratica (Euphrates poplar), 990 nucleotides long. RefSeq names its product heme oxygenase-like, multi-helical. The coding region runs from base 45 to 788 and encodes 247 amino acids. Gene Ontology annotation, cellular component: cytosol. The record is from RefSeq and is a predicted model, not a curated record. Lineage: Eukaryota; Viridiplantae; Streptophyta; Magnoliopsida; Malpighiales; Salicaceae. The transcript has 3 exons.
GAUCAAGUUUUAGCACAAAAGAGCCCACUCCGUCACACGAGCUGAUGCGUCUCCCUUCCAGGACGCCACGUACAAACACAUUUCAGAGAAAGAGAGGCGGUCAAGGAAAGAAAAUGGAUACUGUAGAGAAGGAUGGUGUGAUCGACAGGUGGGUGAAGAAGCACCUUGUACUAUAUACAGGGGCUACCCGACAUCCUUUCAUUCUCAGCAUAAGAGAUGGGACCAUCGACUUCUCCUCUUUCAAGAGAUGGCUGGGGCAAGAUUACAUAUUUGUUAGAGAGUUUGUUCCUUUUACUGCAAGUGCGUUGCUUAAGGCUUCCAAGAAUUCAGAUGAUAACAGUGAUAUGGAAGUCAUAUUGAGUGGGCUAGCUUCUCUAAAUGACGAGAUUUCAUGGUUCAAGCAAGAGGCAGCCAAUUGGGAUGUUCCUCUCUCUGAUGUUGUUGUCCACAAGUCAAACCAGAAUUAUUGCAGAUUUCUGGAAAGUUUGAUGUUACCAGCAGUUGAGUAUUCCGUGGUCUUUACAGCCCUCUGGGCCAUUGAAACAGUAUACCAAGAGAGCUUUUCCCACUGCCUCGAAGAUGGCAGCAAAACCCCACCGGAGUUACUGGAGUCUUGCAAACGAUGGGGCAGUGAAGGUUUUGGUGAAUUUUGCCGCUCACUUAAAAAAGUUGCCAAUCGAUGUCUAGAGAAAGCUCCAGACGAAGAGCUCAAAAAAGCUGAAAUGACAUUUCUGCGUGUCCUUGAGCUUGAAAUUGAAUUUUGGGACAUGAGCCAUGGGGGGCCUUAAUGAGUUGAUUAGUUUGAAAACCUCACAGAAAAGGUUAAUUGUCUGUUUUUUUUUUUUUUUUUCAAUUCGUACUGUUAAGGAUAUGUUAGGGUGGUUUUAACAAGCUGUUCUUGUAAUGUAGUGUUGUGAAAACUAUUGACAGCUAUCACUGUAUGAACAUGCUUGUGCUGUUUAUGUGCUUCACUCGGCGGAAUUACUAUGA